This is a messenger RNA of Neurospora tetraspora, 654 nucleotides long. RefSeq lists its product as uncharacterized. The coding region runs from base 1 to 654 and encodes 217 amino acids. The record is from RefSeq and is a predicted model, not a curated record. The transcript is spliced from 2 exons. NCBI's taxonomy places the organism in Eukaryota, Fungi, Ascomycota, Sordariomycetes, Sordariales, Sordariaceae.
AUGGACGCCUCCCAAGAAACCUCAAGCCUCGACAAAACCUCUCUAGCCACCAUCUCCCUCCUCGAAUCCCGUCUCCGGCGAAUCGAGCAUAUCCUCUACGGCCCCUCCGACCCUCCAACCCAAGCGCCCUCCUCCUCCGCAACCACCUCCCUCGCCCAGCUCGAACACCGCUUCAACUUGCUCAUCCGGCGCUUUCGCGUGUACGCAGAGCUACUAAAGAUUCACAAAGCCAACCCCACGCUCUUCCACACCUCCCCCUCCGCCGACCAAAAACUCUCACCAACCGACCUCCCGCCCGCUGCUAUCCUCGCGACCAUCCUCUCCUACGCUUCCCAGUUCCCCCAGACCGCGUCCGCCCUGGUAGCAGCCGCCCCAGACAACACCAUCGAAUCCGCAAUCCCCGACACAAAGCUCUCGGCCGAACUCGCGAGCUUGAUACCAAGGAUGAAGGGCUUGGAGGCAAUGCAAUUGGCGCAAGAGGCGGAAAUAGCGGAGCUCAGGGAGAGAAGCGAAGCGGUGAUGAAGGCGUGGUAUGAGAAGAGGGUGCUGGGGUACGGAAAGUUUGUGGCGGAGGGUGAGGGGAGGGUGGAGAAGUGCGAAUUGAGGGUGAGGAGAGCAGAGAGGGUGAGGGAGAUGGACGCUGUUACGGAGUGA